AUGGCGCAGGAGAGGGAGGCGCUGUUCCUGCUGACGUUCGCGGACGGGACGGAGGGCUCCGCCGACGCCCGGGACGCGGCGGCCGUGCUGCGCGGGUACGCCGUCCCGGCCCCCGCCAUCCGCUCCAGCCGCGUCUUCGACAUGGUCGUCGAGUACGUCGAGAAGCACAACGCCCACCGCAGCGGCGAAGCCGUGGAUCACGACAUCGACGACUGGGACCGCCGCUUCAUCGCCCGGGCAGCAGGCGACACCGACGCCCUCCACGACCUCUUCCUGGCGUCGGAGGAGCUGUUGGAGUACGAGCUGAUGGACCUGUGUGCGCAGACGACGGCGGACAUGAUCAGGGGCGGCACCGUGGAGGAGAUCAAGACCCUGCUCGGCAUCGUGGGAAUCACGCCGGAGCAGGACCUGCUGGCGCAGCACGACCACGACCGCCUCCUCCGCAUCAUCCGCUAGC
Messenger RNA from Lolium rigidum, 457 nucleotides. Its product is annotated as SKP1-like protein 9. The transcript is spliced from 2 exons. Gene Ontology annotation, biological process: SCF-dependent proteasomal ubiquitin-dependent protein catabolic process. Bases 1 to 456 code for a protein of 151 amino acids. The record is from RefSeq and is a predicted model, not a curated record. Gene Ontology annotation, cellular component: cytoplasm; nucleus. NCBI's taxonomy places the organism in Eukaryota, Viridiplantae, Streptophyta, Magnoliopsida, Poales, Poaceae. Gene Ontology annotation, molecular function: cullin family protein binding.